Messenger RNA from Centruroides sculpturatus (bark scorpion), 591 nucleotides. RefSeq lists its product as uncharacterized. The record is from RefSeq and is a predicted model, not a curated record. The coding region runs from base 24 to 467 and encodes 147 amino acids. NCBI's taxonomy places the organism in Eukaryota, Metazoa, Arthropoda, Arachnida, Scorpiones, Buthidae. The transcript is spliced from 6 exons.
GGAAAAUAUUUUUAAAGGUAUAAAUGUAUUGCUUCGGUUUGAUUUUUCUUUCUUUACUUUAUUUAUCCCGUGUAAAAUGUUAUACUGAAAAUUUACCCGUUUCCUGCACCGGCACCGUCAUGGAUCGAUUCUGUGCUUUAGACAAUCCAAGUGCUGAAGCAGACUGCGAAUUGGAGUUAGGACUUCAAAAAGAUUUUAAAAUAUUUGAUUAUUGUUUCAACGCAAUGAUCGAAAAUGGAAAAUCCCUGUCUACUGCUCAGAAAAUAGAAAAACUCUGCAAACUGAAAUUUAUUGAAUAUAAUGGCAUCAAUUUGUGUUACACGUACGCAUUGAACUUGGAUUUGAAACGGGGUGGUAGAAUAUUGAAAGGCGCUGAUUAUUGUACCACGAAAAUAGAAAUGAAAGAAAACAAGGCCUGCAAAUUGCGAUAUCCUUUUCAAGAAAGUUGGAAGAAACAGCAAGAUUAAAAAAUUAUUUCAUCUAAUGAAUCACCUGAUGAAACAAAAGAAGAUUUGGGACGUUGGGGUUGAAUCAAUCGCCUAACAACCAAGACGAAUUUUGAUACAAAAAUAUUUUAAGAAAUAAAGAAUU